GUUAUUUCCUCCUGUGUGGUCUGGAAAUGACUUAAGGAGAGGAGGCUGGACUUCCCUGGUGGCCCAGAGCUAGAAAUGAGGUGCCCCAAGGGAGAGCCUCCUGGUGGGUGACAGGAACGGGGACAGAGCUGCUGCUAGGGAGAGCAUUGAAGAUGCAGAACUUCCCAAGCCUGUCGCCCUAGCCUGGCUCCUGGGGAUAAAGUCACCAAAAACACCCCCAAGACCUGCUUUCCCAUUCAUUUGUGACCUCCCUGAUCUGAAGUAACAUGAGUGCUGGAGCAGCUGCUCCCGGAGCUCACUGGUCUGCUUAGCCUCCUGGACCAUGAGUACCUAAGUGACAGCACCCUGGAGAAGAAGAUGGCCGUGGCCUCCAUCCUGCAGAGCCUACAGCCUCUCCCAGCUAAGGAAGUCUCCUACCUAUAUGUGAACACUGCUGACCUCCACUCGGGGCCCAGCUUUGUGGAGUCCCUCUUUGAAGAAUUUGACUGUGACCUGAGUGACCUUCGGGACAUGCCAGAGGACGAUGGGGAGCCCAGCAAAGGAACCAGCCCUGAGCCAGCCAAGAGCCCAUCUCUGAGAAAUGCAGCAGACCUGCCUCCGCCACUGCCCAACAAGCCUCCCCCUGAGGACUACUAUGAGGAGGCCCUUCCUCUGGGACCAGGCAAGUCCCCUGAGUACAUCAGCUCCCACAAUGGAUGCAGCCCAGCCCACUCGAUUGUGGACGGCUAUUAUGAGGAUGCAGACAGCAGCUACCCUGCAGCCAGGAUGAACGGAGAACUGAAGAACUCCUACAAUGACUCGGACGCCAUGAGCAGCUCCUACGAGUCCUAUGAUGAGGAGGAGGAGGAAGGGAAGGGGCCACAGCCUAGGCACCAGUGGCCCUCCGAGGAGGCCUCCAUGCACCUGGUGAGGGACUGCAGGAUAUGUGCCUUCCUGCUGCGGAAAAAGCGCUUUGGACAGUGGGCCAAGCAGCUGACCAUCAUCAAGGAGGACCAGCUCUUGUGUUACAAAAGCUCCAAGGACCGUCAGCCACAUCUGAGGUUGGCGCUGGAUGCCUGCAGCGUCAUCUACGUGCCCAAGGACAGCCGGCACAAGAGGCAUGAGCUGCGCUUCACCCAGGGGGCCACUGAGGUCUUGGUGCUCGCACUGCAGAGCCGGGAGCAAGCUGAGGAAUGGAUGAAGGUCAUCCGAGAGGUCAGCAGGCCAACUGGGGGAGCUGAGGGUACAGAGGCUCCCAGAUCCCCGGUGCUCCAGUGCAAGCUGGACCUGGACAAGAGGCUGUCCCAAGAAAAGCAGACCUCAGACUCCGACAGCCUAGGCAUGGGAGACAGUGCUUCCACCCUCAGCCGCCGGGAGACCUGCGAACAUGGCAAAGGGAAGAAGAGCAGCCUGGCAGAGCUGAAGGGCUCCAUGAGCAGAGCUGCAGGCCGAAAGAUCACCCGCAUCAUCAGCUUCUCCAAGAAAAAAGCACUGGCUGAGGACCUGCAGACGUCCUCUGCAGAGGAGGAGGUCCCCUGCUGUGGCUAUCUGCACGUGCUGGUGAACCAGGGCUGGAAGGAACGCUGGUGCCGCCUCAAAUGCAACACACUGUAUUUCCACAAGGACCGUGCGGACCUGCGGACCCACGUGAACGCAAUCGCCCUCCGGGGCUGUGAGGUGGCUCCGGGCUUUGGGCCCAGACACCCAUUUGCCUUCAGGAUCUUGCGUAACCGGCAGGAGGUGGCCAUCCUGGAGGCGAGCUGUUCAGAGGACAUGGGUCGCUGGCUUGGGCUGCUGCUGGUGGAGAUGGGCUCCAAAGUCACUCCAGAGGCUCUGCACUAUGACUACGUGGACGUGGAGACCUUAACCAGCAUUGUCAGUGCUGGGCGCAACUCCUUCCUAUAUGCAAGAUCCUGCCAGGAUCAGUGGCCUGAGCCCAGAGUCUAUGAUGAUGUUCCUUAUGAAAAGAUGCAGGAUGAGGAGCCUGAGCGCCCCACUGGAGCCCAGGUGAAACGCCAUGCCUCCUCCUGCAGUGAGAAGUCCCAUCGAGUGGAUCCACAGGUCAAGGUCAAACGCCAUGCCUCCAGUGCCAAUCAAUACAAGUAUGGCAAGAACAGAGCUGAGGAGGAUGCCCGGAGAUACCUGGUAGAAAAAGAGAAGCUGGAGAAAGAGAAAGAGACAAUUCGUACAGAGCUGAUGGCACUUCGGCAGGAGAAGAGGGAGCUGCGGGAAGCCAUUCGGAACAGCCCAGGAGCAAAGUUAAAGGCUCUGGAGGAAGCUGUGGCCACCCUGGAAGCUGAGUGUCGGGCAAAGGAGGAACACAGGAUCGACCUAGAACUGAGGCUCGUGGCUGUGAAAGAGCGCUUGCAACAGUCCCUUGCAGGGGGUCCAGCCCUGGGGCUCUCCAUGAGCAGCAAGAACAAGAGUGGGGAAGCUGCAAGUAAAUCUCAAAACAAUGUUCCAGAACAAUCUCUCCCUGUCAACUGCGUUUCUGAGCUGAGGAAGAGGAGUCCAUCCAUUGUAACCUCCAACCAAGGAAGGGUGCUACAGAAAGCCAAGGAAUGGGAAAUGAAGAAGACCUAGAAUGAAGAUGAGGAUUUCAUUCCAAAAGAAAUACCAGUUUGUCCAUCUGAGGCGUAAAUGCUUUUUUCACAAAGAGAAACCAGGAGAAAACUGGAAGUAGCUCCCAUUUUCUGGGGCACCCAAAAGACCAGCCUUUGUUGUCUGAAUGAUUUGGGGGCACCUUGGGAGGGAAGUAGUCAAAAGCAUAUGGAAACAGAGGGGGUUUCCUAUGACUUUACAAAGGGUAGAAAUGGUGGUAGAGGGAGACUGAAUUCUGCACAGUUGUAAAGUUUUUUUUUUUUUAAGAUAUCUUUAUCUUCCCUUCUGGAGAAGAAAUGAAAGCACAUGUGGAUAAGCCAUUCCAUCUCAUCUCAACAUCCCAUUCCCAGUCCUUAAAGCAAACGAAGGCAAUGUGAACAUCAGUGGUACAGUGUAAAGAGAAAAGACUUGAUCAUCUGAUCACACCUGUACCAACUGCAUUCUUCUUGGGCAUUACUGAUCAUCUCUGGACAAGGAAAAUGGGCUGAAAAAUCAAUUAUUAUAUUAUCUCUGCCUGCACAAAAAUGAACAAAAGCUAUCUGGGCAUGAUGGUGCACUCCUGUAAUCCCAGCAGUUUAGGAGGCUGAGGCAGGAGGAUUGCUGAAUUCAAAGCUAGCCUCAGCAAAAGUGAGGCCCUAAGCAACUCAGUGAUACCCUGUCUCUAAAUAAAAUACAAAAUAGGGUUGGGGAUGUGGCUCAGUGGCCAAGUGCCCCUGCAUUCAAUCCCUGGUACCAAAAACAAAAUGCAAAAUGCACAAAAGCUAUCAAGAGCAUGCAAAUUCUACAAUCUUUCCUCAACUGUUUUAGAGCUGGGCACAGUGCAGCUACUGGAGGCUUUCAAAUCUGAGCAUUUUAAAAUCAGAUAUUUGAGUAGCCAGAGGGCAAAGUUCAUCAGCCAACAUAUUUUAAGUUUGCAGUGACAAGAGUACGGAGUUCAGGAUGUUGCAGGCAUUGGAGGGUGGGACUUGCUGUCAGUCAGGUCCUUUACCUAUUUUAUGACACUGAGGAUCCUGGAACUAUGGUUAAAAACUAUGCCUUUAUCCUAAUGAAGUCUUCAUCUUGCACUGGGAAGCCUACCAUUGCUAUAAAGUAAAGCUACCAAGGAAAACCAAGGAUGGUAGCCCAUUUCUGCCACAUGGGUGCAAAAGCUUUUACAAACACUUGAUAUUUUUUUAAGAGAAGCGAGAACCUGAAGUCCUGAGCAAUCUCUUUUUUGUGCCACUUACUCCCAUCUCAAUACUACAGGCACUUUAUGGAUCUGUCUUUAACACAUUUCUCAACAAUAAAGAUAUAAAAAUUUAACUCUUAAAAAGAUAGACUGGGGGGGGGGGAAAUCCCAGAAUAAGUCUGCUAAAGCCUUGACAUAUUUUAUCUACCUUUAGGCUGAACAAACUUCAGACUCAUUCAAACUUCAGCACUCUCUGAAGUAGCUAGAUGCUAGAGCAGGAAAAAUAACCUGACCAAAAUCAUCCAGCUGAGCAUCUGAUUUAGGGGUUAUGAUUCUGGAUCCAGAUAAGGCUCAGUUUGUGCCUCUGCUGCUAUCCAGGGUAACCUUAGGGUAAUCACCUGACCGCUCUGAUUCUUGCUUUCCUUAUCUGUAAAAAACAGGAUUAAUGAUUGUACUUUCUUGCAAAGAUUGUUGGGGGUAUUUAAUGACAUAAUACACAGGAAGCAUCUUG
This is a messenger RNA of Ictidomys tridecemlineatus (thirteen-lined ground squirrel), 4259 nucleotides long. NCBI's taxonomy places the organism in Eukaryota, Metazoa, Chordata, Mammalia, Rodentia, Sciuridae. The record is from RefSeq and is a predicted model, not a curated record.